This is a messenger RNA of Trichosurus vulpecula (common brushtail), 642 nucleotides long. RefSeq names its product coiled-coil domain containing 70 (gene CCDC70). Lineage: Eukaryota; Metazoa; Chordata; Mammalia; Diprotodontia; Phalangeridae. The record is from RefSeq and is a predicted model, not a curated record.
AUGGGGUUUGGAUGCUUUCCGGUCGCUGCUCUCCCUCCCUCCUACCAUACGCCAGAAGAAAUAAUCCACAAGCUGCAGGAGGAGAAAAAAACCUUUCGCGAGAUGAAGGCUUUCCGUGAAAAGAUCGAGGCCUCAGGAGCAGAUGUGGGGUUCGGGCAAAGAUUCGAGGCUUCCAGAGGCGAAUCUUGGGGCUUCUGGGAAGAGGACCAAACCUUUUGGGAGGAAGAGGGAAAAACCUUCUGGAGGGAGGAAAAAGCUUUCUGGGAAAUGGAAAAAUCCUUCCGAGAAGAGAAAAAGCCUUCUGGAGAAAAAUACCGUGCCUUCUGGAGGGAGGAUAAAGCCUUCUGGAAAGAGGACAGUGCUUUGUGGGAGAAGGAACGGAACAGUUUCCAGGAGGACAAGUGGUGGGAGGAAGAGAAGGCACUAUGGGUAGAGGAAAGGAGCCUUGCUGGAGGAGGAGAAAAGCUCUGGGGAAGAUAAAAAAAUCCCUUUGGGAAAGAGGAAAAUGCCCUGUGGGAGGAAAAAGCAUUCUGGGUGGAGGGUGGUGGCCCUGUAGGAGAGGAACCAAUAGCCCCUGAAGAUGGGGCCUUCAAUGCUAAUGGAGGCCCAACCUCACCGAGCCAUUCUAGAGGCAGAGCCUGA